Molecule: messenger RNA, 952 nt
Organism: Armigeres subalbatus
Lineage: Eukaryota; Metazoa; Arthropoda; Insecta; Diptera; Culicidae
Exons: 1
Biological process (GO): positive regulation of DNA-templated transcription; regulation of transcription by RNA polymerase II; heart development
Cellular component (GO): nucleus
Molecular function (GO): RNA polymerase II cis-regulatory region sequence-specific DNA binding; DNA-binding transcription factor activity, RNA polymerase II-specific
Source: RefSeq, a predicted model, not a curated record
AACGAUCGAAUAACCAAACUGAAGAUCGAUAACAACCCGUUUGCCAAAGGAUUCCGCGAGACGGGUCAGUCGCGCUGCAAGAGGAAACUAGGCAGCAGCAGCAGUGGUAGCAGCAAUACAUCAACGUCAUCCUCCUCGUCGUCAUCGUUGUCGUCCUCCGGAACAUGUGGCCAAAUGACAGAUGACGAGGAUCGCAACGAUCUGCAACAGCUCCACGAGGCAAAGCGGGCCAGAUCAAACGAGCUGUCGGAAUCGAUGGACCCCGGCCGGCUGCUAAUGGGUGGACUGGAGCACGGAAUGGGGCCCGACGCGUUGCGACUGCAGAUGCAUCGAAGGUUUCCGCCGGGUUCUAGUGCGGCAGCUGCCGCCGCCAACGAACUACUGAUGCGUCAGUACAAUCAAAUGUUCAAUCCCAGCUGGAUGGAUCUAAUGAUGCCGUACUUUGCCCGAAACCCGUACCAUCCGCACCAAGGGUUGGGACCGCAACAUGCACCCCAUCAGCUGGGACAUCCCUUUCUACCGGUGACGGUGAAUCAUCAGUUGAGUCCGGCACCGGUGCCACCGCAAAUAUCACCCACGGAAUCCAUUCCCGAGUCGGACCGAUCGUCCGCCUUCAGUGUGACACAACCGCUGAGCUCGGAGGAUGUGCAUCCGGUUCGAUCGUCACCCGUUUCGGUGGUGGAAUCUUCAUCGGCGAGGAGCCACGCUGGGGAUGAUCCGCCUAUCGAACAGCGGGGAGAUGGGAACGAUGACAGUAAAAAAGUGAAUUUCAGUAUUGCAUCCAUAUUGCUUCUGUAGGAGAAUACUUGUGUGAUUUAGAUUUUUAUAUCUGAUGUAAUACUCUCGUGUGUAUAUUUAUGAACUCCUCGGACACCUCAUUAUCAAGUGCUUUUGCAUUUUCUGUGAAUGUAUUGAGAUUGUGAAUAAGAUUUACUGCUUUGAAUAAAUGAUA